GAGGUGGAAUGGAAAUGGUUUUGGCAAGUGAUAUGGUUGUUGCAUGUGAGAAUGCAUUAUUUGGAUUACCGGAAGUUACAAGAGGAGUUGUUGCUUUAAAUGGUGGAUUGACAAGAUUAGUAAGAUUUAUUGGAUAUCAAAGAGCUUGUGAAAUAGCUUUUACUGGUCGAUAUAUUACUGCGAAGGAAUGUAAAGAAUUAGGAAUUGAUGUGGUGUCAGAAGCCUUAAAGUUGGCGUCAAUGAUUACAAACAAUUCACCAGAUGCCAUACAAAUCACAAAAUUAGCAAUCUUAUUAUCACUUGAAUCAGGUUCAAUGACUGAAGCAGAACAAAAACUUUACAAUUCAUCAAAAACUAAAAAAUGGAUUAGUGGUGAGAAUUUUUCAGAAGGCAUUUUGGCAUUUCGUGAAAAACGUAAACCAAAUUGGACAAAUUCAAAAUUAUAA
This is a messenger RNA of Entrophospora candida, 446 nucleotides long. Lineage: Eukaryota; Fungi; Glomeromycota; Glomeromycetes; Entrophosporales; Entrophosporaceae. The record is from the annotation of a GenBank genome assembly.